GCAGCAGACCGCCCAGGAUAGUCGUAGAGUCACUGAGCUCUAUUUCGCCGUCUGUUUGCGGAUCAUAACGGCUUCAUUUCCAGGCGUUUACAGCAAGAGAAUUUCCCGCAGAGAUCGGCUUUCAUCGGCGUUCUUUUUCUUCCGUCCUUCUCUGGUGAUAAACCAGGCGAGCGCGGAAGAGAACGCGCAGUAAUGGCAAGAUACAGCGUGUUUUCAUUAGAUUACAUUUCCAAAGAAUGACCCUUCCAUCUGUCGAUCACAUUUUACCAGCACAAACAUCCUUCUUCAUGCAUUGGACGUAGACUUUCGGAGCAUAGAAGAGUUGAGAGUGUGCACGGCGCAUAAACCGAGGGAAAACAACAGUUUUUACAAACACUUGGACCGAAUUUCGGCGUUUCAUCGGUUCGCGGACACUCUUGAUUUGAUCUUUGGAUGUAUUUUUGCAGCUCUUGACUCGUGGAGUGAUGUGCACUGUGCCAAACGCGAAUAGAUAUUGUGAAGUAACCUAUGAGGUUGCAAUUUUGGGGGUUGUCAUAUUUAUUUCAUUUGCUAAAGUUCAGUGUUGCGCUGUUUGACCGUAAGCCUUCAUCAUCAGCAUCAUUAGAAAGCAGUUGUGUGGAAGCACGGUGAUGCUUGCCCUUUAAUAUAAGGCAUUUAAUGUGAUGCUUUCACUUUUUUAAAGUGCGUUUUGUCAGCUAGUGGAGCAUGGUCUUCAGAAAGCUGUGUUUGUAGGAAAUUCACUUGCAUUUUGAUAAAUGCAUUGGGUUUGCAUGACAUUUUAGGCCACUUAAAUGCUGCUUAACUUUUUUUUUUUUUUUUAAAGCAGGUCUCAUAGGUGAUCAUCUUUAGUGUGUUUGCAGGCACUUUUAAUAUAAGGCAUUUAAUAUGUGAUGCAUGUUGGCUGUGCAUGCCAUUAUAGACUACUUAAAUGCUGCUUUAACUUUAGGUUUUGCAUUUACGCCUGAUUUCGCCUACUAGUUGAGCAUCAUUGUCAUUUUCAGAAAGCAGUGUGUUAAUGUGAUGAAUUUUGGCUGAAGAUAUUAUUAUAUGCUACUUCAAUUUCAUUUCUUUGAUGAGCAUCAUCAUCAUUAGAAAGCAGCGUGGCUGUGCGUAAUAUUUUGUUGCUUUAAGACGUUAAAGUCUCAAGUUGUUCUCUCAGAUGAGAUGCUGCAUGACUGCUCUGAAACUUAAGGAAGCAGGUUUUAAAGCAGUGAGCGCACAGUGAUGCGCAAUGACGCUCUUGCUGUGCGCAAAUGUGCUGACGCCACCUGUGGUCUCUUAAAUCGAUUGAUUCCGAAAGAUUUAGGCACUUUGACCAGGAGAGAGUUCAGUUUGCACAACAGCCGUGUCGCUUGUGCUUUCUAACCGCCAGACAAGAGAAGAUAGUGUGUAUCCACAGUAUAAUCGUGCGUGACGCGUGAGUUGAGAGUUUAAAUGGUGUUCCGAAAGUUACCCGGUGUCUCAGCAUCGGGCAUGGGGCUUCGUCUGUCUCAGAAAUUUGUCUUUCUGCUGUUCCUGUCGGGGUUGGUAACUCUGUGCUUCGGGGCUCUUUUCUUUUUACCCGACUCCGUGCGUCUGAAGCGGAUCUUCCUCUCCAAGAGCGAGAAUCCCGCCGUGACCGUGGGCUCCGACAAUGAGCUUUCCAAAAAGGUGCCCGUGGAUCAAGAGCAUCAGCGGGCGGGUAUAAAGGGGGGUGAGGCGAAUGUCAAACUGAAAGUGAGCCGCAAGCCCUCGGUCACCCAUGGAGCGAGAACUGUGGAGAGAUCUGUUGGGAGUAAAGCGCAGGACGAGUGGAGUCCGGCGAGGGCGCACGAACCGGCGGCCAGGGACGAGCGGGUCACCUCGGCCGCUCACAACGGCCAGCGCGGCAGCGCUUUCAGCUAUGAGAUGUUUAAAAAGUGCCUGCUGAAACCAGCUUUGGGGAAGGACCAGGGAAAUCCAUCUGAUUCCGAGACGCUUCAGCGGAGGGAGAAAGUCAAAGAGAUGAUGAAGUUUGCCUGGGACAACUAUAAACAGUACGCUUGGGGCAAGAAUGAACUUCGGCCCCUGACCAGGAAUGGACACAUUGGGAAUAUGUUUGGUGGUCUUAGAGGGGCUUCUAUCGUGGAUUCUCUGGACACGCUGUACAUCAUGGGUUUGAUGGAGGAGUAUGAAGAAGCAAAGGAAUGGGUCCAAAACAACCUGGACAUGAACUCGAACGGAGAGGCGUCCCUGUUUGAGGUGAACAUCCGUUACGUUGGCGGUCUUCUCUCUGCGUUCUACCUGACGGGCGCUGAGAUAUUUAAGCAGAAGGUGUUGGAGCUGGGCGAGAAGUUGUUACCUGCCUUCAACACGCCCACCGGCAUUCCCAGAGGAGUCAUUAACCUGGGCAGCAGUGGCACCAGCUGGAGUUGGGGCUGGGCAUCAGCCGGGAGCAGCAUCCUGGCGGAGUUCGGGACGCUGCACCUGGAGUUCGUUCACCUGUCCGAACUGUCUGGAAACCCAGUGUUCACUGAGAAGGUAAUGAACAUCCGAAAGCUGUUGAACAAAAUAGAGAAGCCUCAUGGUCUGUAUCCCAACUUCCUGAGUCCCGUCAGCGGAAAUUGGGUGCAGCAUCAUGUCUCAAUCGGAGGUCUUGGGGACAGUUUCUAUGAGUACCUGAUCAAAUCCUACCUGAUGUCAGAUAAGACUGAUGAAGAGGCCAAGAAGAUGUACUACAGCGCUAUGGAGGCCAUCGAGACGAACCUGGUGCAAAAGUCUCCGGGUGGUUUAACGUACGUGGCUGAGUGGCGAGGCGGCAUCCUGGACCACAAGAUGGGGCAUCUGGCCUGUUUCUCCGGCGGGAUGAUUGGCAUCGGUGCUGAUGACGGGCCGGCGGGGCAGAAGCAGCACUACCUGGAUCUGGCAGCUGAAAUCACUCAUACCUGCCACGAGUCCUACAGCCGCUCAGCCACCAAACUUGGUCCAGAGGCUUUCCGUUUUGAUGGAGGAGCGGAGGCCACAGCCACCCGACUGAGUGACCGCUACUACAUCCUGAGGCCAGAGGUCAUCGAGAGCUACAUGUACAUGUGGCGUUUGACCCACGACCCCAAGUACAGGGAGUGGGGCUGGGAGGCAGUGGAGGCGUUAGAGAAGCAUUGUCGCGUAGACGCGGGUUUCUCAGGAAUCAGAGAUGUGUAUGCCUCCACAGUCAGUCACGACAACAUGCAACAAAGCUUCUUCCUGUCUGAGACGCUCAAAUACCUGUACCUGCUGUUCUCGGACGACGACCUGCUGCCGCUUGAGGACUGGGUGUUUAACACGGAGGCUCACCCGCUGCCAAUCAUACGCAAAAGAUGCCUGCAGGAGCACGGCACCAGGCAAGACGACGGACAGACGUCCCUGGAGUAGUAUUCACCUGAAACGUGGAUUCAAACGCAGGGCCGCAACCUCACGGUCCUGACAUGGAUUCUCAGUUCCUUUCCUGUAAAGGAUCUCUUUAUAUAUAAAUAUAUAUAUACACACGCUGUGAUUGUAUAUCUCUGAGCCGAGACUUCCUGCUCUCCUCGGCGGGCAGAAGCCGGCGCAAUUUUCCGUGGACAAUCAGUGAAACGUGACUUUCAUGAGAAGAGCACCUUUUUUCUUUGCUUCUUUCCUCUGUGAGGAAAAAACGAAUAACUUGCAGCCCCGAAUCUGUGGGAGGAGCGCCGUAUGAUGGUGGGCCAUGCUGAGCGAAAGAGAAAACCACUUUUCUUCAUGUCUUACCUGUAAUUUAUCUUUUCUUUCAUCCUUUCAUUGUGUAUUCCUUUCCCACCUCUUCUGCCAAAGCGUUUGCAGUCUUUUUUAUUUCAUUUUCUCUCCCCAGCAGUGAUAUUUUGUUCUAUCUAGUUUUGAGUCCAAAUUUGUGGUAUGAUUUUUAUUUCUUUAUUAUUUCAAGGUAAAGCAAAGGCCGGGGUAUUUUCAAAGGUUCCUUUGCAAAAUGUAUUGUACAAAAUCUUUUCGUUUAAACAGGAAGUUGAAUGAUGUCACUCACAGGGCAGGAUUGUUUUAUGUGAUUCUAGUGCUCAUCUUCUUGAACUCGUAUUUUUUUGCGUCAUGAGCCUCGGUGUUGUGCACGACAUGCCAUGUUUCAAAGACCAGCAUCACAAGAGUGGAAAAACACACACUUGCACUGACACCGUAUGGCCACUAGGGCUGGGCGAUAAAUAUAAUGAAUAAUUACUAUAUUUUUGCAAUGAUUUUUCCUGAAGAUUGUGAAUAACGUAAUUAUUUUCCAUUAAGUUUCCUUAAGAUUGUGUCGUCAGACUAGUUUCGUAAUUCUUCAGUAUCAAAAACAGAUUUUAAGUUUGAUUCAUUUCCAUGAAUCACUUCAAACUGUUCACUUCACUUCAAAAUUUCAGUGAAUCGAUUCAAAACUGAUUAUGCAUUUGCAUCAUCAUUCAAAAAUCCUGGAGAUUGUGAAUCAUGCGAUUUAUUUUAAUGUGCUUUUUAAUUUGUCCAUUAAGUUUCCUUAAGAUUGUGUCGUCAGACUAGUUUUGUAAUGCUUCAGUAUCAACAACCGCAUUUAAGUUUGAUUCAUUUCCAUGAAUCACUUCAAAAUUGAUUCAAAACUCAAAAACAAAGAUGCCUUUGCAUCAUCACUCAAAAGUGCUGGAGAUUGUGAAUCAUGCGAUUAUUUUAAUGUGCUUUUUAAAGAUUGUCGUUGGACUAGUUUCAUGAUUCUUCAGUGUCAAAAACAGCAUGUAAGUUUGAUUUAUUUAAAUGAAUCACUUCAAACUGUUCGUUUCAAUAAAUUGAUUCAAAACUCAAAAACAAAGAUGCCUUUGCAUCAUCACUCAAAAAUGCUGGAGAUUGUCAAUCAUGCGAUUAUUUUAAUGCGCUUUUUAAAGAUUGUAUCAUCGGAUAAGUUUCAUGAUUCUUUUUUGAUUCAUUUCUGUGAAUCAGUUCAAAUUCAGCUCCAUUUCAAUGAAUGGAUUCAAAAUUCAAAAACAAAGAUGCAUUUACAUCAUCACUCAAAAAUGCUGGAGAUUGUCAAUAUUUUAAUGUGCAUUUAAAGAUUGUAUCACCGGACAAGUUUCAUGAUUCUUCUUUGAUUCAUUUCCGUGAAUCAGUUCAAAUUCAACUCCAUUUCAAUGAAUGGAUUCAAAACUCUAAAACAAAGAUUCAUUGCAUCAUCACUCAAAAAUGUUCUUGAAAGUCCAUUUUGGUGCUUUUUUAUAUUGUUUUAGUAGAAAUAUUUGUAGGUAAAUGUACUAUAUUGGUGCAUAUAAAUGAAAAUGAUUCAGCUGUGAGUAACACAUCAGUUUAACACAUCUUGAUUAAAUCAGUCCUGCAGAUUUCCCCCACAAAAAAGAUGUGAAAUUGCGUGUGUUUUUAGCAUUAUAGCCCAGCCCUAUCGGCCACAGUCGUCUCAAAGCAUCGAUGGUGAAUGUGAAGUUUUUUUUCCCGGGGUUUUUGUCCCCAAAGCAACGCCAUCCGACACAAUAAUGGUGGAAUGAGUCUUUACAUGAUGAAUGUGCGUGAUUCACGUCAUUAAUUGUUCCUAUUUUCUCUCUCUUUUCUAAUUUUUAUGGACAUUUAUGAAAGACUCGUUCUUUUCAUUUUCCUCAGGUGUUUCUGUACAAGUUUUGAUUACAGUUAUUUGCACUGUUCAUUACGGUAGUGCUGAUCAUUGUUGAGUUUAAUGUCUUCUGUCUCUCAUUGUUGAAUAUUUUCAAAUACUGGUAAAAGAUCUGUGCGAUUUAUACAUUUAAAAUGAGUGCACAAAUG
Molecule: messenger RNA, 5727 nt
Organism: Ctenopharyngodon idella (grass carp)
Lineage: Eukaryota; Metazoa; Chordata; Actinopteri; Cypriniformes; Xenocyprididae
Product: mannosyl-oligosaccharide 1,2-alpha-mannosidase IA
Exons: 12
Coding region: 1435-3369 (644 amino acids)
Biological process (GO): N-glycan processing; carbohydrate metabolic process
Cellular component (GO): extracellular exosome; Golgi membrane; endoplasmic reticulum
Molecular function (GO): calcium ion binding; mannosyl-oligosaccharide 1,2-alpha-mannosidase activity
Source: RefSeq, a predicted model, not a curated record